This is a messenger RNA of Brassica rapa (field mustard), 1089 nucleotides long. RefSeq lists its product as uncharacterized. Lineage: Eukaryota; Viridiplantae; Streptophyta; Magnoliopsida; Brassicales; Brassicaceae. The record is from RefSeq and is a predicted model, not a curated record.
AUGAGUUCAGUUUCAAGGGGAGGAUUAUCUGAGUUCAUAUGGCCAUCAGUUGCUGUUGUCAGUGGUCGAGUAAAGUUGAAGGAUAAGACUGUUUCAUCAAGAACCGCAGAUGGUGGCGAGACAGCUUCAGAUCGUAGAAAGCGAAGGAAGUGGACGCCGGCUGAUGAUAUCUUGCUCAUCAGCUUGUGGUUUAACAAGAGCACGGAUCCUGUGGUUGGCAACGAACAAAAAUCAGGAACAUUUUGGAAAAGAAUUGCCGCAUACUUUGCGGCAAGUCCUCGGGUUGCUGGCUGCGAAGAGAGGGAGGCUAACCAUUGCAAGCAGCGUUGGCACAUGAUCAAUGACCUUGUGUGCAAGUUCUGCGGUGCGUAUGAAGCUGCUACCAGAGAGAAAGCUAGCGGCCAGAACGAGAAUGAUGUUGUGAAACAUGCUCAUACAAUAUUCUACAACAACUACAACAAGAAAUUUACUUUGGAACACGCUUGGAAUGAACUACGCAACGACCAGAAGUGGUGCGCCUUGAAGACUGCUAAAAAGGAUGUAAGCUCGAAGAAUAGGAAGUGUGAGGAUGGAGCUGAUUCAGAGACCUCUCAAUCUACAGAGAACAAGCGUCCCCCGGGUGUGAAGGCCUCAAAGGCAAGUGGUUAUUGUUCUUCUGAUGCAGAGUGGAGUGCUCCUGUGAUGCAGAGUGGAGAGUUCUUGUCGUGUCGUCGAAAUGAACAAGCCAUUGUUCAUGCGUAUUACCGCCUCUCCAAUGAAGUUCCAUUCUUCCGUCAAACGCAAGACGUUACCGGAAGGCUUGGUCUCUCUACACUUCAAAAGUGUACGGCAGCAAUUCGUGUCUUGGCAUAUGGUUCUGCGCUUGAUGCGGUCGAUGAAUACCUCAGGCUCGGUGAAACCACAGCUCGGUUAUGUGUGGAAAAUUUUGUGGAAGCAGUAAUAGAUUUGUUCGGUGAUGAGUACCUAAGGAGACCAACGUCGGAUGAUCUUCAACGUCUACUUUAUAUUGGAGAGCUUCUUGGGUUUCCCGGGAUGAUAGGAAGCAUCGAUUGUAUGCAUUGGGAGUGGAAGAAUUGUCCCACCGUUUGA